Molecule: messenger RNA, 2613 nt
Organism: Trypanosoma grayi
Lineage: Eukaryota; Euglenozoa; Kinetoplastea; Trypanosomatida; Trypanosomatidae
Product: 3-hydroxyacyl-CoA dehydrogenase
Exons: 1
Coding region: 1-2613 (870 amino acids)
Biological process (GO): fatty acid beta-oxidation
Cellular component (GO): mitochondrial fatty acid beta-oxidation multienzyme complex
Molecular function (GO): enoyl-CoA hydratase activity; long-chain (3S)-3-hydroxyacyl-CoA dehydrogenase (NAD+) activity
Source: RefSeq, a predicted model, not a curated record
AUGAGGCGCCGCUGCCCCAUCCCGCGUUCCCCGGUGUGGUGCAUGCUGCCUUAUGCAAUGCGGCACAUUACAGCAGAUCCAUCCAAAGGGGCGCAUGACAGUUCUCCGUCGAGAGAGCCUCGAAGAGAGUUUGACGGAUUACUCAGAGAAAUUAAUGAUCUGCGUGCUCGACGUGGACGUGGAGAACGUAAAAUCCAUGUUUUGGCCUCCAAGUUGCGACGGGAACCAGCAAUAACUUUGACGGCAACAGCAACCAAAACAACAAAACCAACAACCAAACCAGAAGCUACGUUACAGGAUAAUCCACUUUCAACUCCAACUCCCCAAGUAGUGGUCGGGGGUUCUCCACCCGCCUCAGUAGUGAUACAAGAUCUGCCCACUUUCACUGACAUCGCAUGCACUUUACAAGAGCUGGAAAGUGCACUCUUUAAGCUCUCAGAAGAUGAAACGAAGGAGAUAGAGCCUAAAGACUGUGACAUCAGCCUCUCAAAUACGGAGAAUGAAGACAUCAACAAGAGCACUGCCACCGCUUCAGAUAACGCAAAGGAACCGCAGCAUGUGAACUCGGAUUCCCAAGAGAUGGAACAUUCUGCCGGCUGCUUUGCUGAUGUUAUUGGUGGUCAUCGUGCAAUGCUCUCAUGCUGGUCGGAUCCACCGGACCUCAAACUGUCCGAUGUUGGCACUAAACUGCAUGUUUCAUCCACGUCAGACCGGGUUUUUGCUGUGGAGCUUCGAGAGCAGCCAGGCUCCGUGCGCGCCAUCGUUGCUGCGGUGUGUCAAGCCUUAUCCGAAGUGGAAACUCUGACAGAGUUGACUUCUGGCGUUGUUGUGGUAUUCCGUACUCUGCCCAAUAUGCCGUUCUUCACACCAUUGCAGUCUGAGUUGGAAUUAACACCAUUAUCUCGUCUUGAAUUAAUGACGGAAAAAGAACGAUUAUUUAGACGCAUGCGAGAGAUUGCAUCUUGUGGUGUUUCUUUCACUGCGGAGCUAACUGGCUCCGCAUUCGGUUUCGGCGCAGAGCUUCUCUUAAUAUGUGAUACAGUAGUGCCGUCGAUGUCCUCUCUAUGCAAGAUGCGGGUGGGGUUUCCCUCCCUUUCCCUUGGGGUGUGGCCGGCACCAUGUGUACUCCAGCACAUGUGCAAUGCCAUGGGCUCACCGGAGAGAGCUGGUGAGGUCCUUCCACUCCUGCACACGCUGACUUGGGAAGAGGCACAGAAAAAAUUUAUCGGACCGCUCUUGCGGAGGAAGCAGAAUGCCGUCCGCAGUGCGCCGCGUCUGUGGGGUUAUGUAUGGCUAUCCCAUAUGCAGUGCUGUCGAAAAAUGCGCGCAUUUCUUGGGUGGGAUACGGUGCGACACCUAGAAGAUAGACCUGGUGAUCCUUUGAAGGUUUUUUGGAAUGACUACUGCAAAAUUGUGGGUCUCACGGAUGAUGUCAUUGCAAUCGCUGAUAAAAGCCUUGACCUAUAUGCGAGUCUCUUGGGAACUCCGGCGUGUGAGAAUGUGACGGCGGUGACGAUGGCAUUCCUCCGUAUGGGGCGCCGAGUGCUCAAACCAGCACCACAUGAGAAAUAUGUUGAGUUGCGGCCUGCCGACCUUGGUAACAUAAAUACUAGUGAGGCUUUUUGGGUAUUUCCGGAGGGCUCUUCGCCUGCAACAGUUCAGUUUAUUGCGGAACAACGUACUUCUGGGGCUGGUAAGACUAGGAACGCUCUUUUGUUUGGAAAAUUAGAAGAUAUGAAGGACGCAGUGGAGCUGUUGGGUUGUGCUGUGGUCGCUACUAAUUUUGACCCGCCGAAGUUGCUUUCAUCAGGCGAGGAAAGUAUGGUGGAGGUGCAGCUGCUGCAUACUCCGUCUGUGAGCACCAGAGAAAAAGAGGAAACGCUCUCCUCCGCAUUGGCAUACUUGCAGGCGAGUGAGAUCCCUUACAUUGUGACGAAGGGAGAUGCUGGCAAUCGUCUCGUCGCGGCUUUGUCUCUGGAGCUUUGCCAGCUGGCCGAAGAGACGGAGGUGAAGCUCGUCGAACUCGUGGCUAUGCAAGAUUUGGGAUUCCGCCUCAGCCCGUUCGAGGUCCUGGAUCACUACGGUACGGCUCAGAUUGCGGGUGUGGUUCAACGUUAUCGACACAUGAUGGAUGCACGAAAGUCCGUGUCCGCGGCGCGGCUUUUGCUGUCGGCCAUGCAUACUGAGGGUUUUAAGGGCGAGAGGGGCUGCCGCGGGGGAUUCUAUGAGCGGAGUGGGCACCUCAACUGCGAGGUUACAAUGUCUCUGGCAGCGCGAAGGACGAUGACACGUGGGGAUAUUCUUGUGCGACUUGUGGCGGCUCUUGUUAACGAGAGCUGUCGCAUGUUGAUGGACGGCUGCAUUGAAACAGUACAAGAUGUUGACCUCCUUUCUAUUUGCGUUCUUACGCUGCAUCCCUCAACGGGGGGUUUAUUCUCUUACGUGGAGAGCUUCAUGGGCUUCACGACACUAGUGAAGAGUAUGGAGUACAUGUCGGGGAGCUUGGGCAGAAUGGACCUGCCCUCUCCGCUGUUGUUGUCGAUAUGGGAUGCAGGUGAAACGUUCCGUACGCUUUCCCCAGGGACGCUGCUCAGCGCGAGUAGAGCGUCAUAA